This is a messenger RNA of Xiphophorus hellerii (green swordtail), 2165 nucleotides long. RefSeq lists its product as uncharacterized. The transcript has a single exon. The record is from RefSeq and is a predicted model, not a curated record. The coding region runs from base 1 to 978 and encodes 325 amino acids. Lineage: Eukaryota; Metazoa; Chordata; Actinopteri; Cyprinodontiformes; Poeciliidae.
AUGUUAUCCGAGGCCCUUUGUUGGAUACUUCUCAACAUUAUUAAGCUCCCCUCCGUGCUACACCUCCUCGACGACUUCCUUUUCAUCGAUCCCCCUCUUCAAUCGUCCCAUUCCCUUCAGAAACUCAAAGAUCUUUUUGAUUGCGUCGGUGUCCCCAUCUCCGAGGAGAAAACUACCGGUCCUUCAAAAAAGUUAGAAUUUCUCGGCAUCUCCCUGGACACCGAGAAGAUGCUGGCUUCACUACCGACCGAUAAACUAGUUCGCAUCCGUGAGAUUUCCCAGUCCCACCUGUCAUCCUCCGUCCUAUCUAAACGCAAGCUUCUCUCCUUGCUCGGGCACCUCAACUUCGCCAUGCGGAUAAUUCCCCAAGGGCGUUCUUUCAUUUCCAGGCUCCUGGACCUAGCUAACUCAGUUCAUUCAUUGCUCGAUCAAGUCUCGCUGGAUAACGGGUGUCGCUCCGACCUCUCCUUUUGGUCCAGACUGCUCAACAGCUGGAACGGUAUUUCGUUUUUCUAUGACGACGUUAUUCUCUCCGCUGACUCCAUCCAAUUCUAUACAGACGCAGCCCCAUCCGCCGGUUUCGGGGGAUUCUUUCAGGGCAAGUGGUUCGCUGAGAAAUGGCCCCUCUCAACUCCUCAGCACGAGUCGUCUGCCUAUUACAAAAUCAUCCCCAUCGCAGCGGCCUGUCGGCUUUGGGGGAGCUUGUGGGAACGCAAGCACAUAGUGGCGCUAUGUGAUAACGCAGCGGUCGUGGAAGCCAUCAAUAAAGGUCGCUCCUCCUCUAGUUCCAUUAUGCCUUUCCUACGCCGCAUUACCUGGCAAUCUGUUAUUGACAAUUUCAUCUUAUCAGCGCGCCACGUUCAGGCCACUCUAAUACCAUCGCCGAUGCUCUUUCUCGUCUUCAUUUGCAGAUCUUCCGUCGCCUCUGCCCGUCAGCCGAUCUCCUCCCGACACCUGUUCCCUCCUUUGAGGACCUAGUCCUGAACUAAUUUCUCCUUCAGUGCAAUCGCUGCUCCGAUCUGCUAAAGUGUAUAUCAAAAGCGGUCUAGCGCCUUCCACACUCAAAUCCUACUCCUUUGCCUGGCGCAACUUCAAUAAAUUUUGCUUAUCUCUCGGGAUACCCAUCUUUCGAAUCCUUAUAAACACCGUCGUUGCCUUCCUGACCCACCGUUUGUUCAUUUCGGUUCUAAGCACUCUUGCAUUCGCAGUCUCCUAGCCGGGAUUAAUUUCUUUAAUCAACUCUAUCAGCCUACCCCUUCUAUUAGCCUCUUUUCUAAUCAUGUAAUUAAGCUCUUACUGAAAGGUUUCGCUAAUCAGCGUCCAGCACUCCCUGACGACCGCAAACCCAUUACUCUCUCUAUUUUAAAGGACCUGCUCGUCACACUUCGCUCCAGCUCCUACUCUCCCUAUCUCAAGUCCCUUCUCUCGAGCUCGUUCCUCUUAGCCUUUUAUGGACUCCUUCGUCUGGGGGAGUUCACUACUCCCAAUAAUCGUUACGUUCCCUCCAGAGAUCUAGCCGUCUCUGACCUCAAGUUCCACCCCAACUAUUACAGCUUAGCUCUGAAGCACUCCAAAGCUAAAGGCGCGUGUUCUAUCAUCAUGGCACGCAUCAGCGGUCCUUUCCGCCCCUUUUUAGCCAUGUUCAAAUUUGCUCUCCUUAGGCGCAAGGUUAGCUUCUCCUCGGAAUCCCUCUUCCUCACUCCCGAAGGCAAUCCUAUGUCCGCUACCUGGUCCUUAAACAUCUCAGACUACUUCUUGCUGCCAUCAAUCUCCCUCCCAGUCAUUUCUCCGGCCACUCCUUUAGAAUAGGGGCAGCUACAUCUGCAGCUGUUCAGGGAGUUCCCUCCACGUCUCUCCAGCAACUUGGUCGUUGGUCAUCAUCAGCCUAUUCAUCUUACAUUCGCCCAGACCUCUCCUCGGUGCUCUCAGCACAACGCUCCCUCAGUGCCUAGGUAAGCACUGCUCAACUCAUUGGUGGUAGUUGAUUUACAUCAUACAAGCUAGCGUUCCUACCCCAUGCCGUGACCUUAUUUUUCCCCCGCUUUUACGUCCUUAUUUUCAGAUCUAUUUCAGGAGUAUUCUCACCUGACACCCGCUUUUCGACCUCUUCAUCGUGAGUCUAAUUCCUACUCCAUCAUCCCGUUUCAGCAAGAUGUAGUUCGCAC